CACAACAGAAAUGAAUACAGGGUUUCAAUCCACGAAACAGCACCAAACAAGCUCUUUCGAAAAUCUACCUCAAGACAGUGGUGGAGCAGUAGCAACAGUAGGAAUUGUGUUGGCUCUCCUGAUCCUUGUGGUUGUAGUAGUGGUGGUGCCAGUGGUGUUUUACAGGAGAAACACGUGUGGUUUCAAGGAUAAAAUGGAGCUAUUAUUUAAUUAUAUCAGAAACCAUCUUCUUAGGAACACAGAAACUGAAACAAGACCCUCUGGUAGAACUGAUGAGGAGGCAGGAGCAACAGACGAGACAAAAAAUCCUUUACUUCCAGGUUAUGAAGCCGAAGUGAAUGGCUCAGAAAAACAGAAACAAG
Molecule: messenger RNA, 362 nt
Organism: Saccostrea cuccullata (small rock oyster)
Lineage: Eukaryota; Metazoa; Mollusca; Bivalvia; Ostreida; Ostreidae
Exons: 5
Source: RefSeq, a predicted model, not a curated record